AUGUUAGCCCUGUGGCUUCUGCUCCCUCUCGCCUCCCUGGGGCUUGGCAUCACCCAGCCCCUGGUCCAGGGGCGCAACUUUCAAAGGCUGGCACCCGUCUGGCCACCCCUCUUCAACCUCAACUUGUCCCAGGAGGUUGGGGAAACCAUCCAGAUUCCAAACAAUGGGAGUGCACCCCUGCUUGUGGCUGUGCAGGUGUUCGUGUCCAAUGUUUAUAAUGUGGACAUCCUUCGGUACACAGUGUCCUCUGUGCUGCUGCUUCAGAUGUCCUGGCUGGACCCUCGCUUGGCCUGGAACACUAGUGUGCACCCACGGCAUGCAAUCACACUGCCCCAGGACUCGCUCUGGACACCCAGACUCACCAUCUUGGAGGCGCUCUGGGUGGACUGGAGGGACCUGAGCCCACAGGCCCGAGUGGACCAGGACGGCCACGUAAAGCUCAACCUGGCCCUCACCACGGAGACCAACUGCAACUUUGACCUCCUCCACUUCCCCCGGGACCAGAGUCACUGCAGCCUGAGCUUCUAUGCUCUAAGCAACACUGUGAUGGAGUUGGAGUUCCAGGCCCAGGCCAUGAACGAGAUUGUGAGUGUCAAGAGGGAAUAUGUAGUUCACAAUCUGUCAACCCAAGUCCCACCGAAGCAGCUGGUGCCCUGCUUCCAACUGACGUUGAGCCUGAAGAACACGGCAUUGAAGUCCAUCAUAGCUCUGCUGGUGCCUGCAGAGGCACUGCUACUGGCUGACGUGUGUGGGGGACUGCUGCCUGUCCAGGCCACUGAGCGCAUUGCCUACAAGGUGACGCUGCUCCUGGGCUACUUGGUCUUCCACUCCUCCCUGGUGCAGGCCCUGCCCAGCUCCUCAUCCUGCAACCCACUGAUCAUUUAUUUCUUCACCGUCCUGCUGCUGCUGCUCAUCCUCAGUACCAUGGAGACUGUGCUGAUGGCUGGGCUGCUGGCCCGGGCCACCCUCGAGGCUAACAGCAGCCCCAGCACAGCCUUGAGAGGGGAACACCAAGAUCACAAGAACCCAGGGCCUACUCCUGAAGAAGCCCCCAGAGGCAUCCAGGGUUCUAAGAGGAGCUGGCCUGAGAUUGUCGACCACAUCUUCUUCCUUGUGUAUGUGGCUGGAGUGGCGUGCAGCCAAUUCAUCUUUGCUGGAGUUUGGAUGUGGGCAGCGUGCAAGUCUGACCCAGCCCCUGGGGAGGCUGCACCCCACGGCAGGAAGCCCAGUCUGUAACCGAGCAGGGUCUGGGCUGCGGACCUUAGGAUGCAUGUCUCUGGAGAGAGAGGAGGAAGGCUGCUCUCUUCCCCAACACCGGAGAACCUAACCUCCCCGCCCCCCCCCCCCCCCCCAGCUCUCCCUGUUAGCAUACAAGAAUAGUGGAAUAAAUGUAUACUGAGUGCAGGUAUACCUCAAGGAUCUGUCUUCACUGAGCUGGGCUGUUCCCUCUCAUCCCAUGUAGAUGGCACCCUACUGCCUGCCACUGAUCCUCAUUUUGCUCCUUAACGUCUCACCAUUGCACACUAGUCUCAUAGCCACACGCAGGCAGCCUGGCUUUUCCCUCUGUGGCCACCACUGCUUAGCCCAGGGGCACUGUGCUGGGCUGGGGGACAAGAGCCUGCAAGGCAGGCCAUGGGGUGGUCGGAACUUCUCCAAACACGUCCUGUGGUGUGCUGGACCUCAGAGGGAACAGCAAGUGAGCAGUUCCACCCCCAGCUACCAAGAGGACCCCUGGGAGAUGGACUGUCCCCAGACCUCAGGACAGUGAGUGAUGCAAAUGUGUUUCCUGCACUAAAUCCAGGAGAGCAGGCUGACCCUGACUGCUUUUCCUCCAGGUUCUCUGGCUGCUCCUCUAAGCCCUACCCACAUUCUGGGCUGAAGGGAGAAUUCUCUGCCUCUGGCUCUGAAGCUGCUGGAGGGAGGGUUGUUCUGCCCUCCUGUUCUUGGUACAGAGGAAGCAGCUGUGGGUACAGGUCUCUGUCUUCCUUCUCUUCUUUCCUGUUUCAGAAGCCAUCAGGGUCACAAAACCCAGGGUGUGAAAGGACUCCAGCAUUCUGAGAGAGUG
Messenger RNA from Nycticebus coucang (slow loris), 2065 nucleotides. It is a transcript of the gene ZACN, whose product is annotated as zinc activated ion channel. Bases 1 to 1236 code for a protein of 411 amino acids. Gene Ontology annotation, cellular component: neuron projection; membrane; synapse. The transcript has 9 exons. Gene Ontology annotation, biological process: chemical synaptic transmission; regulation of membrane potential; nervous system process. NCBI's taxonomy places the organism in Eukaryota, Metazoa, Chordata, Mammalia, Primates, Lorisidae. The record is from RefSeq and is a predicted model, not a curated record. Gene Ontology annotation, molecular function: extracellular ligand-gated monoatomic ion channel activity; transmembrane signaling receptor activity; neurotransmitter receptor activity.